Messenger RNA from Saccharomyces kudriavzevii IFO 1802, 582 nucleotides. RefSeq lists its product as uncharacterized. The coding region runs from base 1 to 582 and encodes 193 amino acids. The transcript has a single exon. The record is from RefSeq and is a predicted model, not a curated record. NCBI's taxonomy places the organism in Eukaryota, Fungi, Ascomycota, Saccharomycetes, Saccharomycetales, Saccharomycetaceae.
AUGGUUUCAUUGGACAUUUUUUCACUCUUGAUUAUGUCAUUAUUGAUGGAUCUUGCAACUGCGGAUUCGUGCGAUAGCGAAUGGGAUAAAAGAGAGGAUGUUGAAUUUGCUGUCGGCAGACCAGCGGUUACCGAUCACUUAGGACCAGUGACUAUUGCAUCACUUGACUUGCCGCAGUUCUUCGACUGUCUACGUAACAACACUAAUUUGACGAGCAUAGUGGGAUACUUACCAGGAGUAGUCAGCAUUAACGUUAACGUAUCUAUGGGUGAGUUAGGCAAUUACAACGAAUCGCUAUUGACCAAAUGUUGCUCUACUAACGAAUUUGGCUUAACCCAGUUUGACUACCUUGUUUUCACUGAAGGUUGGCGUGAGGUCUUUACAGGUAUAGAUAGGGCUGAUCAGGACCAACAGAUAGUACGUAGUAAUAUCGCUGGCCAGAUUGGUGACGCAAAUCCAGAUGUUAAUGGUGAGCUGAGGUUGACCAACUCCACUAUAAUCAGUGAGUCACUAUACAGGCGUGGCGCAGACAUGACAAUUAAUUUGCUAGUAGUAGCUACCAAGGCGGCGCUACCAUAUUGA